This is a messenger RNA of Camelina sativa (false flax), 778 nucleotides long. Lineage: Eukaryota; Viridiplantae; Streptophyta; Magnoliopsida; Brassicales; Brassicaceae. The record is from RefSeq and is a predicted model, not a curated record.
UAUUGUUCCCAUGGAUCCAUAUGUUCACCUUACGAAGGACACAAGUACUCUUUUGGAUUCGGCACGGCCUUACAGGGAGAUUAUUGGACGCCUUCUUUACCUCACGAUCACAAGACCUGACAUCACAUUUGCGGUACAUCAUCUCAGUCAGUUCUUACAAUUCCCUACUGAUGCUCAUAUGCAAGCUGCACAUCGGAUUCUCAAGUACAUCAAAGGUAGUCCAGGUCAAGGUCUGUUCUACUCUACAUCUAAUGAGACUUGUGUGAAUGCUUUUGCGGAUGCGGAUUGGGGAACCUGCACUGAUACAAGGCGUUCGAUUACUGGAUUUUGUGUUUACAUUGGUAAGUCACUUGUUUCUUGGAAAUCCAAGAAACAGCAUGUUGCGAGCCAUAGCAGUACAGAGUCUGAGUAUAGGAGCAUGGCUGAGGUUACUCGGGAGGUCCUAUGGAUUCAGCAACUUCUUCGGGAUUUUCGAGCUCCAGUUACCUCGAUUGCUAAGCUCUUCUGUGACAACAAAUCUGCAGUGUACAUUGCCACAAAUCCAGUGUUCCAUGAAAAAACGAAGCACAUAGAGAUUGAUUGCCAUAUUGUGCGAGAUCAGAUCAAGCUUGGGAUCCUGAAGACACUGCACAUUGGAACAGAGAACCAACUUGCUGAUAUCCUGACUAAGCCUUUGCAGACACGACAAUUCCAUUCUUUAUUUCAUCGAAUGGGUUUGUCAAACCUUUACAAUCCUUCUAUGGAUCCGGAUUGAAAGGUUUGAGGGGGGUGUAUCAGA